This is a messenger RNA of Pygoscelis adeliae (Adelie penguin), 3642 nucleotides long. It is a transcript of the gene NATD1, whose product is annotated as N-acetyltransferase domain containing 1. The transcript has 3 exons. Lineage: Eukaryota; Metazoa; Chordata; Aves; Sphenisciformes; Spheniscidae. Bases 1 to 246 code for a protein of 81 amino acids. The record is from RefSeq and is a predicted model, not a curated record.
AUGACGGCAGGUUGCCACGACAAGGCGGUGCUGCUCUAUGAAUAUGUGGGGAAGCGGAUCGUGGACUUGCAGCACACGGAAGUACCGGACGCCUAUCGAGGGAGAGGAAUAGCCAAGCACCUCGCGAAGGCGGCCCUGGACUUCGUGGUGGAGGAGGACCUGAAAGCUCACCUGACGUGCUGGUACAUUCAGAAAUACGUCAAGGAGAACCCGCUGCCGCAGUACCUGGAACACUUGCAGCCUUAAGGCAGGACAGCUCUGACACCAGCACGCCUGUCCCUGACUGUUCAACGCGGCCUUUGCUUCUCUGCGGUCUCAGGAAACCCCCCUCCCACACUCACAAUUCCCACUUUUUUAAGUACGUCCAUGUGAUGCAUGAGUGUGGGCGCGACCUCCUCCUCUCUGCCCACGUGUGAGCAUGGCUACAGCCCCGGGGCCAGGCUGGCUCCAGGCACACGUGGUGCCCCCCGGUGCUCUUCUUCCCAAGCCAGGGGGUGGAAGAGGAUGAUUUUUCCACCAAACUCCAUCACAAGACCAGGGGAUGACUCAAUCUGCGCCUCAUCCUCUCCCCUCCGCUUGGCGACAGCAGUGAACUGGCUGGGGAUGUUGGUUAGGGGUGGUCACAGGGUACCAGCCCCCCUUUCCUCCCGGCAGCUGGGGAAGAUGCUGUGGAUUAAACCUUGUGGGACAGAGGGAGGUGCUGGGCGAGCCCCAGCCCCACGGCAGGUUCAUCCCCUGCGGCAUCUGCUGGGCACCGAGCCUUGCCCAAGCCCACGUGGGGCGCAGGUGAGAACGUGUGGGCCAUGGUGGUGCCUCAGGGGCUUUGCUGCAGUGACUGUGGAGAUGCUGGGAUGGUGACACCUUUGAGCCUAGAGACAGGAGCCAUGUGAGGAGCGGGCUUCCGCCACAGGGGCUGCAGCAGAGCAUAUGCUGUGUGAGUGCGCAGAGGAAGAAAGGCGGCUGAGUCGCAGACGCUGCUCCCUGAAGAUGCCAGCUCCUGCCCAGCUGUCUGUACGUAGCCCCAGCAUGGCAUCCCUGCAGGGUCGCGGACCGUUGUUCCUGUCUCUGCUCCCUGCUAUCGGUGUUGUCCGUGCUGGCGUGGACACAGCCUGCUCAGGAGAAGAGCACAAGCCCCGACGGCCAGCCCUGGCCUAAGCAAUGAGGGGACAUCCCACGCUUUUGCAGGCACCAGGGUGGUUUCCUGCAGCUGCAGAGGAAGGCUCCCCCCCAACUCCCUCGACUCCAGCUCUGCACCCCUGUCUGUGCCCCAGAUCCUAAGGCCUGAGCCGUCAUUGCAUCCUGAGAGCAUCAGGGGUAAGGCCUCCGGGACCUGGUCCUGGCCCGUCUCCAGGGCUCGAUGCUAGAGCUGCCUGCCUCCGCGUGGAUGCUGAUCACUUCUCCUUACGGCCUUUGGAAAGAAGCCCCAGCUCAGGGCGUUACCCGUCUGCUCACUGGUCUCCUCGCAGCUCCAAGCCCUGGGCGCUAGCAGCAUCGUGGGGUCCUCGGCCAGCAGCAGGGAGGAACACCCUCGCGUUGCGCUGUUACCUCUGCGGAUGAUGACCCCGUAGCACAGCUCAGCGUUGCCACAGUCGGAUGUAGAGGUAACACCGUGACGGCAGGGCAGUGUCUGGCUCCAACUUUCUGCCUGUCCUGCCUUGCCCAGGCUUUCCAGGGCCUGAGCUAGACCCCAGAGCGUCUCCCCGUGAGCUCUCGGGAUUUUGCAGGGCUGCGGUGGGGAAGACGGUGCUGCUGGCACGCCAGCCCUGAGCAGCCGCUGGGGGCUGCAGCCGGGCAGAAUGAGCUAAAGAGCCUUUCACCUGGAGGCUAAAUCCAGACCUAGCUUAUCUCUCAGCAGGGACUAAAGUUUACAAUCUGUGCCACGGACCGAAUGAAGCCCCGGCCAAGAGGCAGCUCAGCCCUCUCCCAGAGCCCAGUGCAAAGUCCACGGUGGCAAAGGCAAAAGUUCCUACAAUCUUCUCUCCUGGUUGGGUUGGUCAGAGAUGGAGACCCUGUGCCUGAUCUCAGCCAGGGAGGCCCUCCGCUGUUCCUCCCAGCCACAGGCUCGAGGCGAAGCCCUGCCACCUGCCUGCGCUCGCGGGCUGCCCACCGCUGACAUAACGCAGCCCUCUGCCCGCAGGCUCGAGUAAAAUCUCCCAAACUCCAUCCCUGCCCUGCCACACCGCAGGCUGAGAGACCCCCGCCCGUGUCCACCACCUGCCUGGGGAGGGACCUGUGCCCGGCGGCAGACCCAUCUCUGGCUUGUGCUGCUCAGGAAAGGCAUCAGGCUCAGCCCUGCCGCUGCCUCGUGCUUCUGCCCUCUUGUUGCCUAUUUCAGCCUGGCUGCGACCUUCAGGAUGGUUUAGAGGGACUGGGAAAGGGUCACAGGUAACAAGCUAAAGAAAAGGGGCUGAAGAAGAAAUCUGGGCUGCUAAAUGUUCACUCUUUAACAUGCAAAACACACUUCAACGUCUAGUUACAGGAGCAAGGCUGUCUCUGUUACAGCCAAGUGAUGACAGAACCGUCCCUGCUCUUGAUCCCAAGGUGAAGCUGAACCGUCUCCUCUCCUGCAAGCCAAGAUAAGACACCGUCGUAUCUUUGUCACAGCGGGGCUGGGUGCUUGGAAGAGAUGUGUGCCUGGUUGCCUCGUGGGAGCAAUAGCAUGAGCCCAGCGCUGCAAGCCUCUGCCCUGGUUUUGUGCUCAUUUCCACUGUGUGACAGUUCCCAGAAGUACCCCGUCGUGUCUGCCGCAUGAGAGCGGCUCGCUGGAGGGUGUGCUGUGGUCGCUGCACCGGCAGGGUCCCAGCAUCCAAGCCCAACCCUGGAGCCCUUCGUGCUGCUCUGGCAGGUACCUCGUGCUUCCUGGCGCUGGAUCACAAGUGGCGAUCACUGCCUUAAAUCAGGCACCGCACACAGUUUUGCUGCUGCUUCCCUUCGAGGUGCUACAAUCCCUCCGGUGUCUGACCUGACGGAGAUGCGUGCCAGUGUCCGUGCCAACCGUUUCACUGCUGUACCCAUCCUCUGCCCCGGCCUUCCCUUCCCCGUGGUUUUUGAUGUCGGCAAAUAGCAAUACCCACAGGUCACCAGCGGUGCCGCAGUCCACGGUGCUCCUGAGAUCUGGCGCUGCCAGGUGGGAGAUGGCUCGGGGUCCCUCGGUGCUGGACAGCCCUCCCUCCUGCCUCUCUGCCAGCCGCCCUUUCCCAGCUCGUCUCUGCAGGAAGGAGCUUUGAGUCCUGCACUGCCCCUUGGUGCUGACUAAGCCUGGAGGAGCUGGGGAUCCUGGACUCUCUCUGGCAACGGGAGUGUGGAAGUGGGUUGGUUGAAUAUUGAGGUCCCCAAACCCAUUUGAACUACAGACCUGGGUGGGUGGGGAAAUGCAGAGUGCCGUCAGACCUGCUUCCACAUCGCCCAACUUGAAACACCCCCAUCCUUCGUCAGCUUAACAGCAUUGUCUUCCUCUGUCCAAGGUUUCCAUUCUGUUGAAUUCGGUGGUUACGAUGUGCCUUUCCUUCUCAGGACCUGUUACAAACGACCUUUCUGCUUUUGUUUAUGUCUAACAUUUAUCUUUAUCCCUCCCUCUGUCAUACUAUAAAACAUGAACAUAUUGCAUGGAAUACAACACAAUAAAAAGUGUGGCUUAACUGA